Messenger RNA from Paramecium octaurelia, 3966 nucleotides. Lineage: Eukaryota; Ciliophora; Oligohymenophorea; Peniculida; Parameciidae. The record is from the annotation of a GenBank genome assembly.
AUGAAAAAAAUCUAUUGGUUUAUAAGCUUGCUCAUAAUCCUUGUAAAUGCUUGCUCAUAUUUGCAAAAUGAAGCUAUGCAAAUCAUCUCAACUCCAAAUGAAGUUAUCAACCUAGAGUUGGGCUCAAUUUUCAAACUUAAACAAUAAAAUAAAAUAACCUUGUAUAGCGAUGGUGAUGAAUUCUCUAUAAUUAAGCCGAUUGAAUAAACAGAGAAGUUAAAAGCUAACACUUAAAAAGAUAGUAAGGUAGUAUCAUAUAAACUUUAUAAAACAAAAAACAGUCGUGACCCAUUACACUCAAUGGCAAUUUUAGUUUAACUUAAGGACUCAUACGUCGUGGAAUUUAAUUCUAAUAUUUACAAUACUUUGCCAUCUAUUAAUUCAGUAACAGAAAGAGUUGACUAACCUAAUUCAAUUUGUUAUGAUUUAGUCUAAGUUGAUUCUAUCUUUAUUGUUGAUUGCCAAAAGGAAGACUAAGAAUAUUUCUCAAUUGGAUAAGAUACUUAUAUUCCAAUCUAAAAAGCCAAGAAUUAAAAGAGAAAAUUAGAUUAAAUGGACAAUUACAUUUUUAGAAGCACAGUAAAUGAGUUAGAAUUAUACAUUUAUGAAGAAAAUACUGUGCAGUUACUUAAGAUUCUAGAUUAGGCCACACUAAGUUAAUUGUUACAAAAAGACACCUUUAAAUUGGAGAUAAGAGAUUUUAAAACUCACUCAAAUGGAUAAAUUAGUAUAUUGAAUUCUCAAGGGGAACUCUUAAUAAUAGAAUACCACAGACAGGAAGAUGAAUGGGUAUUGAUUAAAAAUAUUGAUACAAAAACUCAAAAUGCAAUCGGUUAUGAUAUUGAUAUCGAAUCUAAUCAAUUUGUAGUUAUCUAAGAAUAAAACCUUUAUUUUAAGUCUAAAACAUCCCAAGAAUACAUAAUUAGUAUAACUUUGGAAGAAAAAAAUAGGGUUUAUUUGACUCAAAAUUAUAUUUUAUUUUCAAGAUUAGAUAGCCUUGUACUCUAUAACUAGAAACUUUAGAAGCUUCAUUCAAUGUUGAUGGAAUAAUCAAAGUUUAAACUGAUUUCAAAUCCAAAUUUCGACAGCAUCUUAGCCUUGGAUGAUACUGACAUUUAUCGCUACUCAAUUAAUAGUGGUUAUUAUUUAAGAUUUAAAUCCGAUAAACUUUUAGAAGAGUACAGUUAAGUUCAAAUCGCAGAAGAAUACAAUUUGCCUAAGUGCUAUGUUACUAUUUACUAUAGAGUAGUUCCAACAGAUACAUUAAAAAUGUACUUGACUCAAUCCUCAUCGGCCUUAUUUGCUUACGGAGUGAAUUUGGAUGAAUAAACAGCUAAAUUCUAGCCUGCAUGUUCAGGACCAAAUCUCAAAUUUGAAUUUUAGAAUAGUGACAUUUUAAAAAUAGAAGUGAAAAACAAGAAGGAUGAUUUUCGGACUAAUUUAGACUCAACUGAUGUUAUUUACAGAAAGGCGAUUUCAGAUCUUGAUUCAUAAUACGUAUACUUGAUUCAACAAAAAUAGAACCUUGAAAUAGAAGGUUAUAAGUGUGAAAAUCUUCCAGAAUGGGGCUUUGGCUGUGAUAUUUGGUUUCAAAAAAUAAAUUUUCUAAAACUAGAGGAUUCUCAAAACCAAAUUUGGUGGAUAAGUAAAGACGGCCUUUAUUUUGCUAAUUUGAAUGACAAAUAAGUAAAAGUCAAUUUUUUACCUUCUGAUUAAAAAUAAUUCUAAGAAUUUUAAAUUAUUGAGUUACAAUCUCAAGGGAAGACUAUUUCAACGGAUGGAACCAAUUUGUUUAUAGUAAUCGAGAAGGAUGUUGAAAUUUAUGGCAUCAAUACACAAGGAUGGAAAAAGCUUUCAGUAGGAUUAAAGGAUGUGAAUCAGAUUUUUACAUCACCGUUUAGGUAGGACAUGCUAUUUGCCUAUGAUAAUAUUAAAUUGUCUUUAUACAGCAUUUAAUAUUAAAAGUUAACAUUAGUCUGGUUUAUACCUUUAGAGAGUCAAGCAGCUAUUAGUGUUGCAAUUACUAAUGGUCAUUUUUCUAUUUUAAUCAAAUAAUAAGAUUUGUAUGGAAUACUCACAUAUAAUAUUCAAAAUAUAGGGGAUAUUUAUUAUUAAAGAAGUCAUAGUUUAUAUCAUCAUGCAUAAAACGAUAUUACAUUAUUUGAUAGCAAUUAUUUUAAUGAACAACUAUACAUAAUAGGUACUCAUGAAAAGACUGCUAAAAAGGCACUUUUAAUUUACAAAGCAAAUGAGACAAGUCUAAACUCAUAAUUCAUGAUUUUAGAUACUCAAUCUGCUCAGAUAUCAUCUUCAAAUAAUUAUGUUUUCAUUACUGAAACUGAAGCGAAUUCAUAAAAAUUUUAUAUUUAUUUUAUAGAUGGCAAUUAUUUCGUAAGCACUACCAUAAAUACUUAAUUAAAAUAGUAAACAUACAACAAAGGUAUUAAAUUAGAAGGAAAGAUUUCUAAUACUGAUUAUUACUCAACAAUUAAGGAGGUUCCAAUUUAAUUAAUAAAUCGAGGAGUAGAUUUAUUUAGUACAGAGAAAUAAAUGAAUUUUACAUAUGUGAAAGAUUAAGAUGAUGUUCAUUGCUUUAAUAUAGGAUAAUCUUGGUAUAGUGGUUAGGCUCUUGAUAUGGAUUUAAAAUAAGCUAGUGGAGACAUAAAAUUAUAAAAGACUUUGGUUAAAUAAGAAAAUUCUAUUGAAUAUAGUGAAUCUAUUAUGCAAUAUGAUGAUCAAAAUUUGAUUUAAUUGUUUAAGAAUAAGAUUGUUUUAGUUUCUAAAGAAGACUUUAAAACUGCAGAAUUAGAAUUAGAUAACCAAUACUAAUUUAUCAAUAUUCUUUAUAUCCAAAAAGAUCUUAUCUAUGUUUAAGCUACUUAAAAUCAAUAAUAUCAUAUUAAAACAAUAUAAUAUAAAGAUUCUAAAUUUACAUUAUUACCAGGAUCACUUACUUUUAAUUAUUACAUCAAAAAAGCAUUUUAAAACUAGGAUAGAUUUUUUGUUUGGAUUUUGAAUUAUGUAAUAGCUUAUGAUACUAAAGAUGAUCCCACAAAUUUUAAUGAAUUUUAACUUAUUUUAAGAGUUUAUCCCUUUUAAUACCCCUAGUCAAUUGAGAUUCAACAUAUCAAGGAUUAUGUUUAUUAUUUUUACUGCAUUAGUGAAUUGUCUUUAUUUGAAUUAAUCGCUUAUGACGUAGCUUAGACUACUAAAUAGAAUUAUUUCUAUCCUUUUAAUAUAGCAGAUAAUAUUAAAGAAUAGGGCAUGUUUAGUCCUCUUGAUUAUAAGUGCACCGGAAUGGUAAUGAAUGAAAAUUAAAUAGUUAUAACUUUUAAUAAUUCUAUUUCAUAUGCCUAUGAAUAUAAGGUUGAUUGUUCAAAAAAUCAUUUGUGUGAUCUCUCUAAUUUUAAGUAUAAGAAUAGUUAUCAGUAAUACGGUAGUUGGAGUUUGAAUAAUGAAUAUCAAAGUUAAUAGCUGACGGAAAAUAUACUAUCUUUAGUUUAUUAGUCCGAAAGAGAUCAUGAAUUAUUGCUUUAUGAUUUGAAUGAUGAUUCUAACAAGACUGGACCCUUGUCAUCUAUAGCCUAUUUAAAGUUGAAGAACCAUGAAGAUUAAAAACCUGUUUAAACCUUUGUUUAUAAGCAUAAGGGGUAGUUACAUUUAUUGAGUUCAGUAGAAAACAAAGAAAAAUUGGAACACUAUAUAUUAAGAAGAUCUCCUACACUUUGUAUUGAAAAGGAUUCAGUUUAAGAAGAUGUUUAGAUUUUAUUGAAGAAUUCAUAUCAAGAAGCUAUAAUAAAUUUGAGAUUGAAUAUUGAAUUGAUUGAAUCUGAGCCUUCUCACUUUAAAAUAUGGAUAAUAUUGGUGAUUGUGGUGGUGGUUGUGAUCUUGGGGUUAUCCGUAACAAUAUAUUGCCAAAAGAAGAGAAAAAGAUAAGGGAAAUAGAAAUUAUUAACAGAAGUUUGA